GUAUCUAUGUAUGUAUGUAUGUAUGUAUGUAUGUAUGUAUGUAUGAAUGUAUGUAUGUAUGUAUGUAUACGUGUAUAUGUGUGUAUGUGUAUAUGUGUUUAUGCUUGUAUGCGUAUGUGCAUAUUGAUAAGCCUUUAUACCAAAAUAGAUUGUACAGAUUUAUUAUAAAAGUGUUUUUUUUUUUGUCAAUAAUUUUAUUUUAGACGGAAAAAAAAAAUGAAACUGCAUUAUAAGUAUUUGUUAAAAAAGAUCAACAUUUAUCUAUAUGAUAAAGAUCAAUAGUAUAAAACUAAAAAAAAAAAAAACAUCCUAUUUAUUUAUACUUUAUUGUUAGCAAAUAAGAUCAAAGAGUAUAUUUGGCCUGAGUACAAUAAAGAUUUCAUUGUUUGCCCUCACAUAAUAUGUUCAAAUUGUAGGAGAAACAUAUUUUUGCUGGGGAAGGGAUCAAGUACUUAUCUGUCAAACUGGAUGAAUAAAGUAUCUCAAGUACAGGGUUUGUUAUAUUCAAAUGAUUAAUACAUAAAUUAAUAAAAAUAAAUUUUUUUAUAAAGUAUAUGUUUCUGAAUUAGGUUGACAAGCCAAGAAUUAGACGCAGUACUGAACUUAGUGAUAUUGUUCAACCAUCUCGUGGUAACUAGCUGUAAAAUCUCCAAAAGAAAAUAUAUGUAGUUGCUGCUUUUCUCUCCUUGUUAGAGGUUUACAAACAAGCUUUUCUCUCCUUGCAAGAGGUUACAAACAAGCUUUUCUCUCCUUGCAAGAGGUUUACAAAUAAGAGGUCAGAACAAUUGUAGUUCUGGUCAGGCUGUUUUAAACCUAAUUAAUUUGUCAGAAAACCUUGAUUCCACAUCAUGUGAACAAGUUGCUUCAGGCAUUAUUAAAAACAAGAUGAAGCGAGAAGGCAUAGAGAGAGGCCAAUUCUUUAAAUUAUCUACAGGUGGUUAUCCAUUAACUUUAACUGUUGGAGCGAAAGAUAAUAAAUCUUCCAGAAAGUCUUUCAAUCAGAUAUCAUUCCAAACAGUUAUGGAAUUAACUUCUAUACUGGAAUUAACAAAAAAUCAAAUAAAAAAAAUGAUAUCAAGUCUGCGUAAGAAUCUAGAGUGGUCUACUGUUGUUGAGAACAAUGUAGUUAGCAUGAUGACAUCAUUGCAACAAGAGUCUAAAUAUAAAAUAGAGCAAGGUGAUUUUAUUUGGAAUGAUGAAACUGUAACAAGAGAUAUAGUAUUUAUUCAUGACACUUCUGAAUUUAUUCUUAGUAUUUUAAUGGAAAGAGGUUUAGAUUCUCUUUCCAGUAUGGUACGUGUAUCCAUUGAUGGAGGUUGGAGGUCAAGGAUUUCUUAAAGUAAUUGUAAAUGUCUUUGACAAGAUAAUAACAAUGAGAUACACAUCAACAGUGGAGUUAAAAAGUGUUUUAUACUUGCUAUUGUUAAAGAUAUUUCUGAAGACCAUGAAAAUCUGCAGAAAAUCUUGAGUAGAUUAAAUCUAGAUGAUGUUACACAUCGCCUUGCAUUUGAUUUAAAAUGUGUUAACAGCAUUUUCGGUUUAUCUUCUCAUUCUGGUUAAUAUGCCUACUUAUAGUGCGAAGGUGAAUGUACCCUAGAAAGUGGUAUUCCAAGAACGUUACGGUCUCUUGAUCAUUGGUACAAGUUAUUUGUUGAAAAUGGGGCAAAGCGAUUGCUGAUUGAUUAGUCCUCGUCUUGUUUAUUUUGAUAAAAAUCCUGAAGUUGAAAUUAAUCACUUAGUUUUACCACCAGAAUUACAUCUUCUUAUGGGGAUUGUGACACUACUUGGUAGACUACUUUUAGAUCAUUGGCCUCUGUUUACGAAUUGGCUUAAAGAGCAUUAUAUUUUACUUCGUGGUUAUCAUGGGAUAGGCUUUGAUUGCAAUAAUGCCACAAAACUAUUAGAAAAAGUAGAUAUUUUAGAGAUAUUUUAGCAUCUCAAACUAAUUUGAUACCUGUUGUUCAUUGCCUCAAAAAGUUUUUGAAAGUUAAAGAGUGCACAUUUGGACAAGAAUUAGGCAGUAAUGUUUCUUCAGUUUUUGAAGAGUUCAAAGUAUUAUUUUUUGACCUUCAGCAGUAUGCAAAAAUACAUUUAAAUGCAGAGCUGAAUGUAACUUGGAAAGUACAUAUAGUGGUUUGUCAUAUUCUCCCAUUUGUGAAAUUUAACUAUUGUUCUCUUGGGUCAUACGCUGAACAGACUGGAGAGGCUGUUCACAGUGCCUUUAAACCAAGUUAGUCUCGAUAUAAACAAAGGAUUGGGUAUAUAGAUUAAACGAUUAAAAUCUGCCACUGCCACUUUUUGCAUAGAUAAGAUGUAAAUAUUUCAAUAUAUAAGUAGUUGUGUUAAUAUUUUUAUUGCA
Hydra vulgaris (swiftwater hydra) is the source of this 2359-nucleotide messenger RNA. The record is from RefSeq and is a predicted model, not a curated record. NCBI's taxonomy places the organism in Eukaryota, Metazoa, Cnidaria, Hydrozoa, Anthoathecata, Hydridae.